Molecule: messenger RNA, 134 nt
Organism: Diversispora eburnea
Lineage: Eukaryota; Fungi; Glomeromycota; Glomeromycetes; Diversisporales; Diversisporaceae
Source: the annotation of a GenBank genome assembly
UUUUAUUAGAAGAAGCUUCAAAUAUUCAUCCACAAAAUGUAAAACAACCACAAAUUACAAAACAUUUUGAUCAUAUUACUCCCAUACCUAUUACAAAAUCAAAUGAAAUUGACCAAGCACUCCUUAAAGCAUGG